UCGGCGGGAGGGGGAGGGGAGAGCAGGGCUGCCCUCCGUGUGUGUGCCUGGUUUGUCACCGGGUUUCAGUUGCGGGGGGGGUGUCAAAGCACAACACAACCACAGGCGGGGCGAGGGCUGGCGGCACCCCGGGGCAUCCCCGGGGGCGUUGGCGGCGGCGCCUCCUCGAGCUGCGCGUCCCGGCGUGCGGGACCGACGCAGGUGGGGGAGGGCGCGGCCGGUUCGCCCCCCAGCCGCCCCGGCCCUCCCGGUGCGCCCCCUCCCCCGCCUGUGGCUCCCCCUCGGCGCUGCUCCCGCCGCCGCCGCGCGUCCGCACCGGCCCCGCCAGCCCCCCCUCACCGCCAUUCCGCCCCAAAACUUUCCGUUUCCCCCAUCCCACUCUCCGGGACUUCCUUGUGCCGCCCGUGCGCGCGGAGGGGGGGGAGGAGGCGUGUGCGGCGGCGGCGAGGGGGGAUUCGCAGCCUCCUGGCAGGCUGGCCGGGACCCCGGGGGAAGAGGAGUUGCACCAUGCGCGGCAAGUGAGGGAAAGUCUCCGCCAGCAGCAGCGCCGCCGCCCCCCGCAGAAGUUGGGGCUCUCCCCGCCCGCGGGAGCGGGAGCUGUGCCUUUAACGCCCGCUGCGCCGCGAGGUACCUAAGGAUAACACUGGCCUGAAGGGAAAAUCUGGGGCAAACUGGGGACCUUGACUGUUCUUGCACCUGACCCCCUCAUCUGUCAGAUGCAGUGAUCUCCAUGGUAACUCAAACCCCCAGACUCUUGACAGCAGCCUGUGAGGAGCAGCAUUCAGCAGCUCAAGGGUCUCACGACCAGGUUGCCUUUUUUGGGCUGUUUAAUCAUUACCUUUGGUCCCUGGUGGCAGUGGGAGCGUGGAUCACACUUCUCAUAAACCUCAUCAUAUUGAGGUUGGGCUAAGAUGAGCAUAACCAGUGACGAAGUGAAUUUCUUGGUGUAUCGCUAUCUCCAGGAAUCGGGUUUCUCCCACUCGGCCUUUACCUUCGGUAUCGAGAGCCACAUCAGCCAGUCCAACAUCAACGGAACACUAGUGCCACCUGCCGCACUCAUCUCCAUCCUCCAGAAGGGGCUCCAGUAUGUGGAGGCCGAGAUCAGCAUCAACGAAGAUGGUACAGUAUUUGACGGCAGGCCAAUAGAGUCCCUGUCUCUGAUAGACGCGGUGAUGCCUGAUGUCGUUCAGACCCGGCAGCAAGCCUUCAGAGAGAAGCUAGCGCAGCAGCAAGCCAGCGCUGCGGCAGCGGCGGCAGCCACGGCGGCCACGGCAGGAGCCACGACGACUGCUGUUUCCCAGCAGAACACACCAAAGAACGGAGAAGCCACUGUGAAUGGAGAGGAGAAUGGGGCACAUGCAAUAAAUAAUCAUUCAAAGCCAAUGGAAAUUGACGGGGAUGUUGAAAUUCCUCCUAACAAAGCAACAGUCCUUCGGGGCCAUGAAUCAGAAGUGUUCAUCUGUGCCUGGAACCCUGUCAGUGACCUGCUAGCAUCUGGAUCCGGAGACUCAACGGCCAGGAUAUGGAAUCUCAACGAAAACAGCAACAGCGGUUCCACUCAACUCGUUUUGAGACACUGCAUAAGAGAAGGAGGACAUGAUGUCCCCAGCAAUAAGGAUGUGACUUCAUUGGACUGGAAUAGUGAUGGAACACUAUUGGCUACAGGCUCAUAUGAUGGUUUUGCAAGAAUAUGGACAGAAGAUGGUAACCUUGCAAGCACCUUAGGUCAACAUAAAGGUCCAAUAUUUGCCCUGAAAUGGAACAAAAAGGGGAAUUAUAUUUUAAGUGCUGGUGUUGAUAAAACAACAAUAAUUUGGGAUGCUCACACAGGAGAAGCUAAACAGCAAUUUCCUUUCCAUUCAGCUCCUGCUCUGGAUGUGGACUGGCAGAACAACACUACUUUUGCCUCCUGCAGUACUGACAUGUGUAUCCAUGUAUGCAGACUUGGCUGUGAUCGUCCCGUUAAAACCUUUCAAGGACACACAAACGAGGUGAAUGCAAUCAAAUGGGACCCAUCUGGCAUGCUGCUGGCAUCUUGUUCCGAUGACAUGACAUUAAAGAUAUGGAGUAUGAAGCAAGAUACCUGUGUACAUGACCUUCAGGCUCACAGCAAAGAGAUUUACACUAUCAAAUGGAGCCCUACAGGACCAGGCACCAGCAACCCAAACUCCAACAUCAUGUUAGCAAGUGCUUCGUUUGAUUCCACGGUUCGGCUGUGGGACGUUGACCGAGGAGUCUGCAUCCAUACGUUAACAAAGCAUCAAGAGCCUGUCUACAGUGUAGCUUUUAGUCCUGAUGGAAAAUAUCUAGCCAGUGGGUCCUUUGACAAAUGUGUCCAUAUAUGGAAUACUCAGAGUGGAACUCUAGUACAUAGCUACAGAGGCACCGGGGGCAUCUUUGAAGUCUGCUGGAAUGCUAGAGGAGACAAAGUGGGAGCAAGCGCAUCAGACGGAUCGGUUUGUGUUCUAGAUCUGCGGAAGUAAAAGUGAAAUGUUUUAGAGGAAAUUUCAAAUGGACCAGCAGUGAAUGUGUGGGGAGAAGCACUCUUCAAAACUAUUCUUAACAGCUCCAGAACUGUACAAACUUGAACAAAGUUAGAGUGUACCGUGAAACCGACUCUCCCUGGCCACAGGUGACUUGUAUUUUGUCCGUAACCUUCAUCAAGGAGUAAAAACGCAGUCACUUCAGAGGGGGAGGGAAUGGUUUCCACCUGGAACAUUCAGCCUUGGAAGCAUGAAGCCACCAGCUAGGCAUUGCACUGUUUGGUUUGCAUCUGAGAACUUGCUCUGAUGGCUGGGGGAAAAAAAAAAAAAAAAGCUGUGCCAAA
Pyrgilauda ruficollis (rufous-necked snowfinch) is the source of this 2827-nucleotide messenger RNA. It is a transcript of the gene TBL1X, whose product is annotated as transducin beta like 1 X-linked. Gene Ontology annotation, molecular function: transcription corepressor activity; protein binding. NCBI's taxonomy places the organism in Eukaryota, Metazoa, Chordata, Aves, Passeriformes, Passeridae. Bases 912 to 2483 code for a protein of 523 amino acids. The record is from RefSeq and is a predicted model, not a curated record. Gene Ontology annotation, cellular component: histone deacetylase complex. Gene Ontology annotation, biological process: regulation of transcription by RNA polymerase II. The transcript has 18 exons.